AGUCUGCUGGAGCUCCUGGUGCCCUAGAAGAAGCAACCUGCCAUGCUGCUCCUCCUCUCUACACUGGUUCUGCUCACACAGCCCCUGAGGUACCUGGAAGCAGAAAUGAAGACCUAUUCCCCAAGAGUAGUGACCAACGCCUGCGCCUUGGUCAUGUGCAGCUCCGUGGAAAAUGGCCUGCCUGGGCGUGAUGGACGGGAUGGUAGAGAGGGCCCCCGGGGCGAGAAAGGAGAACCAGGUUUGCCAGGAGCUCCAGGGCGAGCAGGGAUGCCUGGACCAGCUGGCACAGUUGGGCCCAAAGGGGACAAUGGCUCUUCUGGAGAACCCGGACCAAAAGGAGACUCUGGACCAUACGGACCUCCAGGACCUCCGGGUGUGCCUGGUCCAGCUGGAAGAGAAGGUUCCCCAGGGAAACAGGGGAACAUAGGACCUCAAGGCAAACCAGGCCUGAAAGGAGAGGCUGGGCCCAAAGGAGAAACAGGUACCCCAGGCAUGCAGGGCUCUGCAGGGACAAGAGGCCCCACAGGCCCUAAAGGAGAGCAGGGUGCCCCUGGUGAACCUGGAGCCCCUGGAAAGGCAGGGGCAGCAGGGCCCGCUGGAGCUGUGGGUCCCCAGGGAGCUCCAGGUGCCAGGGGAUCUCCAGGUCUGAAGGGGGACAGAGGUGUUCCUGGAGACAGAGGACCCAAGGGAGAAAGUGGGCUUCCAGACCUCGCUGCUCUGAGGCAGCAGGUGGAGGCCUUACAGGGACAGGUGCGGAACCUCCAAGUCACCUUCUCACAGUAUAAGAAAGUCGAGCUCUUUCCCAAUGGCCAAGGUGUCGGGGAGAAGAUCUUCAAGACAGCGGGCUUCGAGAAACCUUUUGAAGAUGCGCAGCAGGUGUGCACGCAGGCUGGUGGGCAGCUGGCCUCCCCACGAUCUGCAGCUGAGAAUGCUGCCUUGCAACAGCUGGCCACAGACCAGAACAAGGCUGCUUUCCUGAGCAUGACUGAUACCAAGACAGAGGGCAAAUUUACCUACCCCACAGGGGAACCACUGGUCUAUUCCAACUGGGCUCCGGGGGAGCCAAACAAUGAUGGCGGGGCAGAGAACUGUGUGGAGAUCUUCACCAAUGGCAAGUGGAACGACAAGGCUUGUGGAGAGCAGCGCCUUGUGAUCUGCGAGUUCUGAGCCACCUGGAUUGAGUGGGGCAGUGCUUGUCCCAGGAACCUGGUCAGCAAGUCAGGGCUCAGAUAUGAGUGUUACCAACAUCUUAAUAAAAAGGCAACCACCUCUCCUGG
Molecule: messenger RNA, 1277 nt
Organism: Carlito syrichta (Philippine tarsier)
Lineage: Eukaryota; Metazoa; Chordata; Mammalia; Primates; Tarsiidae
Gene: SFTPD
Product: surfactant protein D
Exons: 8
Coding region: 43-1167 (374 amino acids)
Source: RefSeq, a predicted model, not a curated record